AUGUCGAAAAACGUGCUAGAAGAUUCGAAAAUUCGCGUACCCGGCAAGUUUCUCACGUUCACACCCAAACACCAUUGGCGACGGCUUUCAAUCAUGUUUGAUGGCGUGAGUGGAAAAAAAACCUGAUUUUAUAGUCGAUUACUCCCGAAUUGAGAGGCGAGAGAUACGGAGAAGGGAGCGAGAAGCGUAGCGUUCGCGUACGUGGUUCUUGGAAAGAGUUCAAGUAAACCGUUGCCGACUAUUUGGAGAGCUAAUUUAUCGCUCUAUUCAUUUCUUUUUCAGUUCUGUGUUGAUUUUUUUUUUUCACUAUUGCAUAGAGUAAUUACAAAAAGAGCGCUGAAAAAGCGCCAAACAGUCGGUGUCGCUUAAAUGGAAAUAAUGCAAAGAAACGCGUACGCGUCCCGUCCGAUUCUCCACCUCCCUCUGUAGAUGUUCAAAGUACAAGUACAGGGGCACUAGGAAUCAUUUCUAAGAGAAAAAAAAACCGCAACAUUCCAGAAGCAGAGUCAACCCCAACAUCUCGAAGAACAAGAAAGUUCACGAAGCGCCUCCAGUCAUGUCAUGAGGUGAAACCUACCGCCAUUUUGAUCAGAAAUGUUGAUCGGUUUCGCUUAAGCACGCCCACCUUGUCCACUCCUGAAGAACCAACACCUGAGCCACCAUCUCAACUGGCAACGCUAGCGGCUGUCGCUAGAAAUCAUGCUACAACUUUCCUCUCUUCGAACAACGCCGGCGGAGUCGCCAUUCAGAUUGAAACGGCUGACGACGACGACUACGAUGCGAGAAAUGUGAAAAAUGGUUAACGAAAAAAAAUGUUCCUCAUCAAAAAUAUUUAAUCAGAUGUGAAAGAAAAACAAGGUGACGAACCCUUGUCAAUGGUCCGAUCCAUGUCGCUGAACGUUUCUUCCGCGUCAGAAAGAUCAAAUAUUUUGGCCGAGAGCGACGGCGACGAGGACAUCCAAUCUCAGCUCUCUUUCAUCAUGAAAGAACGGCUUCAUUCGCUAGCCAAAGAGGUCUGCGACUUAUUGGAAGAAAAAAUGCUGGUCAAACUUUCCCGAGUUGAUAGGCGAUAAGGCAAGAUUUACUUGUUGCUCAUGUGACGCGGCGUUUGGCAGAAUCCCGAGGUCAUUUGCAUUGAUUAUAUGACAGAAUAACCAAGAAAUUUGAGCGGCGGAAAGAAAUUGCCCGGACGAUAGCCGCUCAGGCUCACAGAGUAAAUUUGCUUUAGGACAAAAUGAAAGUUGUUUUUUUUUCUGAAUUUUACUUCUGUUCUGAUUAUAGUGAAAACGACAUUUUAAAAAAACCAAUGCAAGUUGAAUAGUCGAAAAACAGAAAGCUGUUAGGUGGAGUAGCAAAAAAAUUUUUUGUUUUGAAAGUCACUAAGCACUUUCAAAGCGAAAUGAAGUCUUGAUGUAAUCCAAAAAUCUCAUAACACAUUUUAGUUAAAAAAAACCGAGCUUUCGUUGUAAACUUCCGUUUUUUCGUAGUAUUUUUGAACUCAAUAGCUUUCCGGUAUAUGAUGGGGGAACAUUUUUAGCUUUUCAUCCAUUGUUCUGCAUUAAAAUGUUUUCGAAUUAUCCAGAGCGCACUUCCUCCGGUGGUGAAUCUGGGGAGACUAUUCUGUGCAGGCUAUUUUUUCUCGGCUCUGAGGUUUUUUGCCCGCGGCUAUCCAGAGCGUUCUAAAACAGGGUUUACGCAAAAAGAGGCGCACACUAUUCUCAAUGGAGCGCGUAACUUGGAGCGUUGUUAAUCAAAAUCAAGGUGCUUUUUUUUCUUCAAUUUACAUGCUAUUAACUUUUUUUUAUUGUUUUUUUUAAAUCUUUUUUUUUGUUUCUAUGCACGUAAAUUUUUAAUUAAUGUUUUUAAACGUAUUAGAAAGUUUUCAAAGUGUCCAUAGCUCGUUAAUGUGUCGAAAAGUUGUUUAUAAAAGAAAAUACUGUAUCCGAGAGACAAAAUCGAAAUUCCAACUCCAAGAAUCGAUCAAAAUAUCAGUUUCCAACUAAUAAUCAUGAAAAAAAAGCUGUCAGUGUCCGCGCAAAAGAGAAAAAUUUCGACUUGACGAAAAAAUUCAAAAAAAGGUGCAAUUGGUCUGUACCUAAGAGACAAAACCGAAAAUCGAAAUUUCAACUCCAGGAAUCGAUCACAAUAUCAGGUUUCAAUUACUUAAACAGGAAAAAAAAGAAUACAAAAUCAAACCUGAGUCAAAAAUUUCAACUUUCGUGAACAGAACAAUUAUGUAGUCCUUUGAACCAAUCAAACCACAAGAAAUCAAACUGCGAAAUUUUAAGAGAGUUAUAAGAAAUGACUAGUAACACUUGGAAACUAUAAAUGUCAGGAAAAAAAUGCUAGCCUUCAAAUAAUCAAAAAAUCCGGACUCUUAAUUACGACGCGAAAAAGACGAUUGUUAGCCACGCCCACUGAUGCAACGUCCGCAUGCUUUUCAGAAAAGGGGCGGGAACCCCGCUUUAGAACGCUGUGUAUCCAUCAUUCAUACAACAACGGCUAUUUUGUUCCUGAAACUCAGUCAUAUACUCAACGCAAUCAUUCAAAGCAUGUGAGAAAACAUCAAAAACAAAAAACAGAAAAAAAAUAACGGGGCUCACGCAAUUAUGCAAAAAUGUCAUUUAAAAAAAAAAGAAGAGAGAAUCAUGAAUCAAAGUGGUUUGCUUCUCAUCUCGAGUUUCUGGCCAAAAAGCCUUGCCGCCUUCCAAGCCUUGGAAUAUUACGAAUAAAGCGCAGAUUGAACAAUAGAAUAAAAUAAAAAAAUGAACAUGCAACGUUAGGUUCAUCGACGCACGUCGGCAGUGCGACAAGAUUUGAUGAGAGAGUCGCCAGAAGAUACCGAGUCGUUGGCCUCGGCCAACACAGUCAAGCAAGAGGUUCAUCGGCCAAGUCUUAUGUCUCUGAUUGGCCUGCAGGUGGGUUUUUUCUUCUGUUGAUCGUCCAAGGCUUGCAAGAAAAAAAGCUCUUGUAAUGAUUGCCGUUGCAGCAACGUCCCGAAACGCCGACCCGUGCCGUGGUCGGCUCUUCGGCAAAAACACUUUUUGGGCUCACUCUCACUGACACGAUACAUCCAUACGGCAAGUCUACCAAAAAAAAAGCAUUUUCUGCAGAUGCCGUAGGUCACAGCUGGGCUAGCCUCUGAUCAAUUUUAAAUAUUCUUGUUAGGCGCGCAGAUAGAGAACGCGAAGUUGAAUAUUGAAGCUUAUUGUGAGCAAGAACUGACCAGAAACAAGAAUUCAGCUCAUGUAGGCUGACUAGGGUACGGUCGUCAUGAGUAUCAAUCUCCUUUCGUUUCUCCCUCCGAGCUAGAGAUUCAUUCCAAUAGAAGCGCGCAGGAUUUUUCUCGGCUUUCUUCUUUUAUUUGGCCUAAAAUUUCUGUUAUAGUAAAGGCGCAGGCAUAAAUAUGCGCAUCGAAAUUUCAGGUCAAAACGAUUUUUUUUUUGACAAAGUUACGCACAUAAAACCAAAAAAAAAAUACUCACCCAUUUCCGGUACUGUACUUCUGAGAAUGGACGGUGAACACCCCAUAAUAUGUCUUUCGCGAAACCUCUAACAUACCUUCCGCUCUCUAAGCCAGAGGUCCUUGAGGAUGUACCUCUAGUCUAUCGCUUUUUGCUCAAAUUCAGCAGAGAUAUAUUUGUGGCACCAUUGUUGGUCCCAAGACCCAUCGAUAUACAUCCGGAAGUAUCACAAUACCCUUUCUCAGUUUUCUUGUGCAGCUACUAUAGAGAUGGUCUCUGGAUACUAUCCGAGAGGAGUCUGGAUUCUAUCGCUAUCCUAAUUGACAUUUGCGAUUGCUUCCAGGUAGUCCGGCGUAUUCUACCGGUUAGAUAGCCGGUCUUAUUUCGCUAUCAAUUAUCGGCCAAGUUGAAUAAAAUCCGCGCAAAACUCUCAUAAUUUUAGGACGCCUUUAUAUGACGUGGCUGGCCAUUGUCACGUUCGCCUUCCUCUACAAUGUUUUUUGCAUCCCCCUGAGGUCUGCAUUUCCAUUCCUGUUUAUGUACAAAAAAUGAACAUUUCUCCAGUGAACGACUUCUCUACACAUUUAAAUACACAGAACUUGAGAAAUUUUUUUCUCUUUUUUUCAGGAGCAGCUAUCCCUACCAGACCUCGUCAAACUGGAUCUAUUGGUUCUGUAUGGAUUGCAUCGCCGAUUUUAUCUACCUUUUCGACAUGAUCAUGAUCAAACCGCGACUACGAUUCAUGCGAGGCGGCAUACAAGUUGUGAGUCCUUGCUCGGCUUGCACUCACAUGGGAACUACCCUUCCCCUUCCAGUAGGCCGCUUAGUGUAGUGGCUAGCGCGCUAGCACUGCGGAGACUAUGGUCAUCCUUUUAACGCAAUUUAUUUUUGCUAUUUUUUCGUUAGAAAAAAUUUAUCAAAAUUUUUAAAAUUCUUCCCAAUUUUUUUUUCUCAAAACAGGAGCGGUCCCCAAUUUCAGUCGUUACUAACGAGUUUUUUCGAAAAUUUCUCAGUUUUCCCUUUCAGAGGGUGUUCUCGGGGUGGUUUGAAAAAAAGACCAGCGAAAUUUCGAACGGCGACUUUUCCGAAGUUCCCUAGCGAUAUGAAAAAAUCGGGAAAGUCGCUGUUCAAAAAAUCGCUGGUUUUUUUUUUCAUACCACCGUUCUCGGACGACGAAAAAACCUGUAAACUUUUAAAAUUUCGUUUUUUUCAGUGAUAAAGUGACCAAAGAAGUUGCGAAGUAUAUACAUGGUAAAAAGAGAACAGAAAAUUUUCGCGAAUUCGGCGAAAAAAGGUCCUUCUUUCGUAGUAUUGGAGUAUAAGUCAAUAGAAACUAUGCUCAAAUAAGCAAAAAGUGUUUUGCGGUAAAAAAUUUUGCGCUCAGAUAAAAAACUCUUUAAUGAAGUUCAAAAAAUCGAAGGCUUGUCUGGCCUGGCCCAUGAGUCUCACACCCCGGGCCGCAGCAGGCCGCCUAGCCGGAUGCACAAGCCUGGCGGUAUGUGAAUAUUGCGCAUGUUCAGCCAAUUGCUCGAGAUAACAAAAUAAUUCACGAUGAGCACAUGGAUUUCUAUUCCAUUACCAAAAAAAAACUUUUCCAUACUACUAUGAUGCGACCUUUCGCAUUGAGCGUAUUCAGAAAGUACAAAAAGAAACUCGACGUCAUUACCUGAUGACGCGAACAUUCAAACUCGACAUUAUCAGCAUUCUGCCGACCGACUUUUUCUACAUUUAUUUCGGAACUCUUCCCAUUUGGCGUCUCAACCGUAUUUUCAAGGUUUCCAACCGUUGAUUUUCAAAACCAAAGAAAAAAUUAUUAAAAAAGAUCAACUCGUUCUGGCUGCUUUUUGACAUGUUGGACAACUCGUUCUCCAACCCUUACGCCAUUCGGUAUCACACUUUCAGUUUUUUCGUUGAGUAUUAACCAUAGUCGUUGGAGAAAGAUACUAAAAUUUCAAGCUUUCUGCAUAGAGAACAGUUCUCAUGAAUUUUUCUUAAUCAUACUUAGGAAUUCAAGAGUGGUACCUAAUAGGGAUACACGAGACGAGGUUUUCUCAUCUCGAGACGAGAUCGAGACGCGGAAAUUUUUGGAAAAAAAAAACCUCAAGACGAGAUCGUGUCUCGUGCAUCCCUGGUCCCUAUAGGAACCACAUGUAGGAAUCGAAAAGGGGGUUCCUAUAGGGGUAAAAUAAAGGUGAUCCCUAUAUGGGCUUAGAGUCUGACUUUUUAGCUUCUAAAGCUUGAGUGAUCCCUAUAGGGGUUUCUCAAUUUCAUCCAAAAAACGCUCAUAUAUUCAGUUUUUCCAUGGAAAUGCUUCUCCGUUAAUAGUUCAUAACAAUUAUCAACCAGAAUGUCCUCUAUAGGAGCCACUAACUGAAACCCCUUAUAGGGACCUUUUUUGCAAGAUUUAGUGGCCCUACAGUGUUGGUAAAUUGUCCCUAAAGGAGACCCUCCAAAGGCCUCUAAGGUUGUCUCUACAGAGGGACCACUCGGAUUCCUAAGUGAUGACAAAAAAAAAUUAAAAAUUCUUUUUUUUUCGAGCCAGAUAAAUAAUUGCAAGCAUAUACGAAUAAUAUUCGAAAUAUUGAAAAAUGCAGGAUUGCCCGAACCUUGUCCUACAUGAUUUACAUUAUCCACUGCAACAGUUGCAUCUACUACAAACUGAGCGCUCUGCAAGCUUUUGGACAGAUUGCCUAUCAUGAGAACGGCAAAUGGUACCUUAACAAAUGGGUGUACAACAACCAAGGUGGACACUUUCGAACGAUUUUUUUUUCUCAUUUCAAUUUUUUAUACUACCCAGAGCGAGAUGUUUGCGGGUCCUUCAGUGUAUGACCAGCGACAUCGCGUUCAUCUCCCCAGUUAUUUUUAGUGUUACUUCUGGCCGUUCAAUUGGCAUUGAAAGGCUCGCCAGAGUCUCGCUCUGUCUUUGUGCGGUUCUUGCAUUUUUCUCGGCACGACCUCUCAUUUCGAAAUUUUUCAUAUUUCGAUUGUGUGCAGAAUCGAGAGAAAUGCUCGGUCGCCCCGAGAAUAACGCGAGAUGUUUUCGAGUUCGUCAAAGCCAAUUGAACGGCCUUGUCCUACAAUCAAUUCUCAGAUAUUCUUUUCGAAGAGAACCUAUUGCUGAAAAAUAUGCAUAUAGAAGAGUAUUUGAUUCGAGAACAAACAUUGAAAGCAUUUGAAAAAUCCGGUGGUAUGAAAUAAAGAUCAACGAAAAUUCAAACGGCGACUUUUCCGAUUUUUUCAUAUUGCUAGGGAACUCUCCGACGGCCACCUUUCCGCCGAAUCUUUUUCCGACUUUUUUUUCUAUAAACUCUUCGUUUUGAAACAUCUAUAUAAAGUAGGCUAGUUAUUUAUGAUUAAAACACAAGGAAAUAGGAAAAAAAUUUAAUAGAUGUUCUAUAAACCAAAAAAAUAUAUGGGAAAAAAGUCGGAAAGGGAUCCGUCGGAAAGGUGGCCGUCGGCAAGUUCCCUAGCGGUAUGAAAAAAUUGGUAAAGUCCCCGUUCGAAAAUUCGUUGGCUUUUUUUUUCAUACCACCAAAAAUCCGGGAAUGUCAAGUCAUCGCCUUGAAUGUCAAGUCAUCGCUCAAACUCCGCCCCUUCUUCGUAAAUCAAACCAAUCAGAGAUCAAGCCAUUCACAGAGCGUUUUUGAAUGACGUCAAUGUAGUUUACAUUCAAAUCUGAUCAGACUAUAACUGAGCUCUCGUGAUGGAUAGUGAAACAUGCCAAUAAUUGAAUAAAGUAACAACAAAAAGAAAAUAAUUGGAGGAAAUGCCUACAUCCGCUGCUUUUACUUUACCGCAGCGGUAGCCACUUCUACUGGAAACAAUCCUGCACCAACAAAUGUCAUUGAGUUAGUUUUUUUUGUGAUACAACAAAUUAUAAUAAAUGUAGGCAAAACUUGCUCGUUUCAACACAUGUUCCUCGCUUUUUUGCAUAUUAUGCGUUUUCUCGUUCCACUAGUUGAAAUCGAUUAUGCUUUUGGAAACGUUUGAGUAUUUUUGUUGAACACAGGAAAGUCGGAAGGGUGGAAAAAGAAUCCAUUGAAAUGAUCCUUUUGCGCCAUUAUCAACCAUUCAGACUUUGCCCGAGAAUGCUACUUUUUCACAGGUACAUUUAUAUGACAUGUUCUUGGAUGAUGGGCGUGUUCGUUUUCGCCUUAUUGUUGGGUCAGGUGAGCUUUUCAUUUUUUCUUUUGAAUUUCUUGAAGAAAAAAACAACUUGUCUUUUUUCUUAGAAUUUUUUUCAAUAUCUUCAAAAAGACUCUUUGCAGAUACGGGAUAUCGUCUCUAACGCAAACCGAAAUCGAGAAGAGUUUCAGCGAAGGAUGGACAAAGCUUUGGGAGAAUGCAAACGACUUGGUAGCUUUUGUUGUUUGCAGCUGUGUGGUAAACGAUUGAAGUAGCCUAAGAUUUUUUUCAAAAAUUCAAUGAAUAUGUUUCCAAAUGCGAAGCCAAUUUUAAGGUUUGCCAAAAGAUCUGACGGACCGCGUACGCGACUGGUUCAUCUACACCUGGCAACAGCAGAAGACACUUGGUUCUUUUUUCUUUGUUUUUUUGACUUUGCAUUCUCGAUGUGAAAUUAUUGCUUCAUACAACAUAAUCAUGGCGAUUUUUUGAGAAAAAAAUUACUGAACUUUUAGAUGAGAAGAAGUUGAUUGAAAAGCUGCCUUUGAAACUUCAAACCGACCUGGCUCUGUCGGUCCACUACAACACUCUCAGUAAGGUGCAACUUUUUCAGGUUCGUUGAAGGCUCUGUUUUAAUUGAGUACUGAGUUAGUAAUGAACUAAUUGGGUUUGAAUUUCAAUGGUGGGUUCUAGGGGACUAAUGAAAAAUAAUAAUUUUGUGCUCACAGCGUUUUUUUUUUUGACGACGUCCCGUCGCGAAAUUCAAAAUAAUUCAUAGAUUUCGGAAAUUCAUAUAUAUGUUUCAUUCCCUGGCGGUAAUUUUGAAUCACUUCGAACACGGCAACAGAAGAAUUACGUUUUUUUUAAAAUGAAAAAUCUAUUCGUCUCAUGACUCAUUGAACACGUGCCUUUAAUAUUCCCAUUUGUUUACGAUUGUUUCCCAUGACGUCACAUGGGAACGGCCGGCAGAGGUUUUGACCACGCCUCACUCUUUUUUUGUUUUGCAUUAUCUUCCACUAACAAAAACUCCAUUUACUAAGAUUCUUAGGGUGCUGAGAAAAAGCGGAAAAUGAAUUUAUUGAAACGCUAUCAGACCUUUUUCUUCGGAUUUCACAAUUCGAAAAAUCCUGCUUUCAAAAAUCCUAUUAUUUGCAACACAAUAAAAAAAAUUUUUCAGAAUGGCAAAUCAAAAAAACACAAUUCUGGCAGAUGUACAAAACAUUUUUUGAUCAAUCUUAUCCAGGACUAAAGCCAAUUUUUCCCGACUUGAAAGGCGAGGGAGGCGGGGCAGAGAGCGAAACGCGUAGCGUGUGCGUUCGCGGUUCUUGCGACGAAAUAAAUUCAAGCGUCACCGACUAUUUAAAAAGUUCGGUCACCGCUCUUUUAGUAUCCAUUCCACUAUUUUUUAAUGCGCACAUGAAAAAAGUCAAUAAAUAAUUUCAAAAGAAAUAAAAAGAGCGGAAAAAGGUCACUCCAAAUAGUCACUGGCGGUUGUCUAAAAAACAGCCAGACAGCCCAAAAGUUUCCAAAAAGUCAAAAAAAUUCGAAUUCUAAAAAUAAAUUUCAUAGAUUUUUUUAAUCUGCAGCUGAAAGAUGAUCAAAGUUGUUACCAACAGAAAUUCGAGUUUUGGAAGAUAAUUAGGUGAAAGUUCAAUUUUAAUCGAAAAAGUUAAUGGUCUUAUAGUUUUGUCUCUCCUUACUUUUCGUUUUUCAUUUUUCAGGGAAGGGUUUCAUAGUUUUAAAAUCUAUUUAUUGACUCAAAGUGUGGAUACCUCGAUUGAACUUUGUUAGAAAACGAUGAAUUUUCUUCCAGUUUCUUUUUCUUUGUUGUUGAUAAACAUGUUUUUUUAGGAUUGCGAUCGUGCGCUUCUCCGUGAUUUGGUCUUAAAACUGCGGCCCGUCAUAUUUCUUCCAAACGAUAUGAUUUGCAGAAAGGUUGAGAGAGAGAGAGAUGGAGAGUUUUGUUCGUUAGAGACUCUCUCAUCGAUGUGCUUUUUAUUCUGAGAGCCAACUUCAGGGCGACGUCGGAAAGGAAAUGUACAUUGUGAACCAAGGAGUUCUUCAAGUGGUUGGCGGCGAGAGGAACGAGCUCGUUUUCGCCGAACUGGGCCAGGGUGCAGUAUUUGGAGAAAUCAGGUGAUAACGAUAGGUGCCGGCCCUCACAAGGAAAGUCAUUUUUCUUUGCGACUUGAAUCUUUCUUCAAAUUCACUCAAGAACUCUCUGAGAGUUUAGAUGAGGAUCCAUAAAAGUUGCAACCCGCUCCAGCCUCUAGUUUUUGAGAUAAUUGUUUCUGUAGUUCGAAAAGUCAGGCUUGAAACUAAAAUUUCGCGACUUUGAAAAUCAGAUCUUAAAAACUUGAGUUUUGCGCAGGCAGCGAUUGUGUGGGAGUCUAGACCACUGAAGAGUGUCUGAGCAAAUUUAUAGAAAAUUCUACCCCGCCAAGUAAAAUGACGUCCCUUGUCAGGUUUUUUAAAAAGAUCGAUUUUUUCACAUUUUUUUUAUUUGUUGCAAACCUGCAGUCUACUGGCUAUUGGAGGCAACAAUCGACGGACGGCUUCCAUACGCGCCAAGGGCUAUGCGACGCUUUUCGUUUUGGCAAAGGAAGACUUGAACGACGUCAUCCGCUAUUAUCCACAAGCUCAGGCGCUUCUCAAGCGGAAAGCGUCGUUAGUUUGUGUUUCUCCAACCUGAGAGAGUCGAACAAAAUUCCAGCCAAAUGCUAAAAAAUGACAAAAAAUCGGACACGACAAAUGUUCAAGUGAAAACUCGACAAAUGGAAGACCGAUGCAAGAUUUCGACGCUAAACACGCCUAAAAUACUCAAAGUUUGUUUUCCUCUGACAUGGGAAAUGAUCGAGUUGAGAUUGUGGCCGACCUUCUUCCACAAGACCGUAAAACGACUCGGGAGCUCAGAAAAGCCAUGCAAGAUUCCGGUGAUUUUGGCCAUUUAUUGCUUUUGAAUCAAAUGUCAGAAGUCAUCGUGGUUUAUUCUAAAAAUCCAAGUAACCAGAAAAAAAACACCAGCCUGUUUAGUAACUCCAGAGUGGUCCCUAUCGGGGCAAACUUAGGAGGGUCCUUUCUAGGAACCACCUUACCAACCCCUAUAGGGGCUACUAAAGCUUGCAAAAGUGGUCCCUGUAGGGGUUUUAGUUGGUGCCACCUAUAGGGGACAUGCUGGUCGAUAAUUAUUGUAAAAUCUAUGCAAAAUUGCAUUUUCAUGCGAAAAACCAAAUUAUAGUUCGAGAAGUCCCGCCCUUUCGAAUCGCGAAAAACAGACUACAUUGUGAGGAAUUUCUGAAGGGUCCCUAUAGCGGUUUGUUGUUUAAGAGACCCCAAUAGAGAGCAAAAUAGGGCUCCCUAUAGGGGGAAAAUCUUAGGGGUCCCUAUAGGGGUUUAGGGUCUGAAAGAGUUUUUUCAAUGAAGUUGAAAGACCCCUCUAGAGGCCCCUUGACCAACUUAACUUUAACCGUAUAGGGGCCAAUUUUCCGACCCCUCUAGGGCACUGCGUUUUUUUUUUACGACGCCCCGCCCAUAUUUCUCCGUAUAGUGUAGUGUGUCGUGAGCAUGCACUGUUUCUUUUUUUUCGGAAGGGUUUUGUAGCGCGUAAAAAAAAAUUGUAUUGUGCAGAGCUGGCGCGGGUCGUAUUUCGCUCUACUUUCGCAGUCUAACCAAAAAAAAAAUUCGCAAAUGGAAGAUAGUCAAUUGUGGCUCUCACACAAGUAGCAAGUGAUGGUUUCAUGGUUCCAGAAACGCGGCGUCAGUCCAUGUCGCAGUAUUACCCGUGGCAUCGUCUGAAAGUAGACUAUGACGACGACGACGAAGAAUCCAUGUCUGAUGUCAGUGACAUGGAAAGCGUCUUCGAGUUCGAAAGCGGCGCCGUCGAAAUCUCAACACAAGACGCGCUAGAAGACGCUCACGUCAUCGACGGCAAAGACUUUGGCGGGAAUAAAAGCGUUUAACAAGCAAAUGCACACACACAAAGACUAAUAUUGAAUAAAUAAGACGGCUCAAAUCGUAAAAAAAAAGAAAUAAAAAGGAAAUCUGGCUGAGCAUUGAAAGAAAUUUAUCGUAAAGAGCUGCUGGCCAGACCGGGGCGACCGCAACGCGCUCCGGAGCGCCCGGCAUCGCGAAGCAGUCACACUGUUGGAAGACUUCUCCGCAGUUACUCAAUGA
Messenger RNA from Caenorhabditis auriculariae, 11759 nucleotides. Lineage: Eukaryota; Metazoa; Nematoda; Chromadorea; Rhabditida; Rhabditidae. The record is from the annotation of a GenBank genome assembly.